AUGGAUAAACCCUGUCCUAGACAACCACUAGAGGAUGGAAGCGCAGGCCUUGGUAUGCAUGAUGAACCCACCCGGUCGCUAAAAAUAAAAUCCAUUCCAACCAAUCAAUCUUCUUCUCAUUCUGAACUGUCUUUGUCCUUACAAGCCAAACCUAACAGCGAUGGUCAGUUUCUUAAGGCUGAACUUGAAAAGGAGCUGAGGGGUAAUCCAACUUUCCCCGAGAAUUCUCAUCGCGAGGACGAUCCUUUAUCAUUACAGAAUGCACUAAACUACAUUGAGACUUCAAAUUCCAUUUUAGGAUCAAUCCCCACGCCGGGUGAAUUUCCCCACCUCAACGAUCCCGGACGAUUUUCGUCCGAGACGUUACUUCCGUUUUCCAUCGACCCCAUGCUUUACGAGGAUCCUGAAAUAGAGGACGAGGAUACAAUCGAGGCGCACCACGCGCGAGGCCGAGUAGGGGCCUCUAUUAUGGCCGCGAUGAUGAAUUCCCAUCGUGUGGGAACCCCUGAGGGGAAUGGCGGCCUGGGGAAUAUCCGUAAAGACACAGGGCCUGGGAAGGACUGGACGGCACCCCGGGCGACUGAAAGCCCCCCCCCGCCCUGUUACAAGGGAGGCCCCUUCUCAAUUCUCAGGGAAACCUCUCAGGGGUGUUCUCCUUUGGUGGAUCCAUCCUCUCCGUUACAUCUCCCGACAGGUGAGGUUUUAGGGCAGUCCUCCUCCCCGUUACAUCUCCCGACGCGUGGGGUUUUGGCCUAUCCCUCGUUGGGGAUGGCGAGCUUUCGGAUGGUGGGGGAUUCGGGCCGGACCUGUUGGGUGACCGCCCCCCGUCAUCGUCCCGGCCGACGACGUUUGGAAUCUUUGCAGGGCACUCGGGAUUAUCGAGAAAGUGGAGGAGACAGUAAUUUUAAUUAUUCUGAGGAGGAGGAGGAGGGAUUCUCCUCAGCGAGUAUGGACGACGUCGACGCGGUCCCGAUUAGAUGGCAAGGACCCUCGUCGUUGGGUCUUUUAGGUGGUUCUACCCGCCUUAAGGAUCUUUUCCGCCAGCUCGACGAAUCCAAGGCGGCGGCGGAGGAGAAUAAACGGCGGCGCGAAAACGCUGAUCCGACCGAGGCUUUUUAUCCUCCUCCUCAACCCUCUUCGUCUGGUUCGGAUGAGCUGUGGGUGGUGAAGUAUGCACCUCGACACUUUCGCGAGGUCCUCAGCGAUGAGGCGAUCAACCUCCGUUUGCUGCGUUGGUUAAAAAGUUGGGACCCUUAUGUCUUCCAAGGCGGCGAGGGCCAUCCUGACGAGGCGGUUCCCAUUUUCUCCCCUUCCUCCACUGGAUCUUCGCAUUCGCAUCCGAAUUCUUCAUUUUUGGAGGGGAAAGGGGGGCCGGAGGGGGAAAAAAAAGAAAAACCACCAGUUUUUCUUCCCCUUCCUCCUGCGGAGCGGCUGGCCCUGAUGGUGGGUCCACCAGGGGCCGGAAAAACGACGCUCGCGCAUAUUUUGGCCGCCCACGCAGGCUACGAGGUCGUUGAGGUCAACGCGAGUAUGGAGCGGACAUCCGCGCAGCUGGAAGGGAUUAUUCGAAUGGCCGUUUCCUGCGCAGGGUCCUCCCCGUCUUCCGCGCGUCUUUUUUCCCGACGUCAAGGCGCUCGAGGGAGGGAGGGGCGAGACGAUAGUUCACAUUCAGAGGCCCCUCUUUCGUUUACCGGACCCCGCGCAUCUUCCGCGUCGUCGGUUUCGCAUUCCACCUCACUGAUUGAGCAUCUUUUACGUCCGAAAUGUCUUAUUAUUGACGAGAUGGACGGCAUGGCGACCGGGGUCGGGGAGCUACUCUUAAAUAUGGAGAUCCGCCGGCCUGUUUUUUGCCUUUGCAAUGACUUCUACGCAAGCUCGCUGUGGGGAUUUCGAAAGCGAUGCCAAAAUGUCUUUUUUUUCCCCCCCAUUCCCCCGCAAAGAUUACUUUCUCGAUUAAAGGAGAUCGCAACAAAAGAGGGCCUCGCGGUGAACCAGGCGGUACUCGCCGAGGUGAUUCAGGCGAGCAAUGGCGACGUUCGGAGCUGUUUGAAUACUCUACAGCUUAUAAAGUCCAUGCCCUCCUCUUCUUCCACAAAUUCCCAUGAUGAUAAUCAGCCGCAUAAUAUUUCAACCUUUGAGGAGAUUCGUCAAAUUCAAGGAAAAGACGUGCAAGUAGAUCUGUGGGAGGGGUGGCGACGAGUCUUUCAUAAGAUGGAUCGCACCAAGGCGAUUCAGCAGUUGAAGGAGUUCGGUAUCGACUACGACGAUCUCAUCGCUUCUGCAUCUGCGAGAGGCCAUCCUCUUCCUCCUCAUAAUUAUUAUCAUUCUUUUGAUCAGGAGGAUGGGAUGCCGAUAAAUCGGAAACGAAUCCGUGAGGAGCCUCGAAAUGCGUUCGUAAAUGAUCUUUCCAACGUGAAGGUCGGCGAACGAUCGACGAUUUCCUCACGAUCGGCUCCAGUUAAGGCGGCUUAUUUUCGUUUUGAUCCUGGAUAUAUUUAUCUUUCCCGUCUCCUCGGGCAGCGCGCGGGGGGUUUAUUCGGGGGCAGGACUUUUAUCGACGGCCUGCAGGAUAAUUUUUUAACCCAACCUUACAGCGAUUACGUUUUUGAACACACUAACGCCGUAGUGGAGGCCUUUUCCACGCAGAAUCUUUUCACUGCCAGGGGUUUUGCGCACAACACCCCCGGUGGGAUCAACUUUGCCGCGAAGUUUGAGCUCAUUACGGCGCUUAUUUGUCAUCACCAUUGCGGAGGACGACCCCUUUCAGAAGGAGGAGGGAAAUUUGCCGGAAAAGGCGGAUUGCACUUCCCGCGUGAACAGGCUCAGGCCCAGAAGCUUUUAAAUAACUCGUUGAGCACGUUGAGGGCUUUUCGCGAGGGCUGCACCUCGCUGGAGGCGGUGAAUCAUCUUUGGGGAAUGGAAUCUCUCGCCGGGGAGGUCUGCCCGCUGCUCUUGCGUAGUCUUUUCGAUUCCCGCCUUCGUUUGUUUUCCUCCGCUUCUUUGUCGUCUUCGUCGCCUUCUUCGUAUUGGACUGCGGAUUUGAGCAGCUUACCGGCGGUCGAUCAGGGGUAUUUAAAGGCGGCAUUAGGGCGUCAUGUGGUAUAUGGGCUUUCCUAUCAAAAGCAAACUCAUCAGGAUUUGUAUUUCUUUAAUUCACUUUUAAAUAACGGGGGAGUGAGCAAUCGGGUUGGAUUCGGCUCGACACCAAUGACAAAUGGACCUCUUUCUUCUUCCUCGCCGAGUAGCUUAGGGGAGGAGGGGGGCAUACGCUCAGAGGAGACGUGGGUUUUGACGCCUUCCAUCGAUCACGUCGGAGGGUUUCAUCGGCAUUUUAUUCGGGAAAAUACCCGAGAUCUUAACGAAACUUUUAAAUUAACCUUAAACUCUUCUUCAUCAGUAUCCUCAAAUGGUAUGAUUGAAGCGCGUCCGGUAUUACCUCUUUACAUGACGAUGAAGGACGAGAUUAAGCAGAUGCUCGUGGGCGCGAUUCAGCGGCAUGCUAUUAUGCUGAAAGCUAAAGGAUCUUUUUCAUCUUCAUUGCAAGGGGAAAAUCACUCUAAUUUGAGUUUGAAUAACCCAGGGAGUGCUUCUAACGCUAUGCGUGGUGUGGAUAAUAUUAAACAACCAGCCUCUCCUUUAUCAAAGCGAGAAUCCACGGAAGAUUCUAUCAAGGAUGAAGUGGGUUCUUUCACUAUUUCCUCCAUUGCAAAAAAGGCGUUGUUAAAUGGAAGUAUAUCCUCUGGAAAAGAAACAUCUGAAAAGACGUUAGUUUCUGGCGUAAAGCGUGAUUUUUUCGGUCGAAUUAUUUCGUCUUCUCCUCGAACGGGAGGAGGGGCUUUAAAAGGUUCUUCCACUCCAACCUCUUCUUCUUUUAAUAACCUUGCAGCAUCUCGCUUAGCACCUUUAAAGACCCCCGUACGUUAUAUUUACCACGAUGGUUCCACCAACGCCGUAAAAUUUCCAGCGACUAUUCACGAUUUUUAACAAUCUAAGCACGCGCGAUAUUCGUAGUAUUUCUAUUUUUAUUUUGCCAGCUCUAGCGUGUAUAUGGUUUCUUUCUUCACAGAUUCAAUUGUUCUUGCAGGUUUUCAGGUAAGAUCGAGUGUACUCGUGAUUUUUAUUUUAUAAUGGAGAAGGUGCUAAUCUGGGUUAUUGAUCAUUCCUUUGAUGUGCUCUAUUUUCCGAAUGAUUUAUCUAUGGCUUACACUCCCGAGAUGUUUUCAUCUAAAAGCUUUUAGAGGGGUUAAAAGCUGAAACCAUAACAAAAGUGAACAUGAGACUGCAACCUAGACAACAGGAAUAUUAAUAAU
Phytomonas sp. Hart1 is the source of this 4310-nucleotide messenger RNA. The record is from the annotation of a GenBank genome assembly. NCBI's taxonomy places the organism in Eukaryota, Euglenozoa, Kinetoplastea, Trypanosomatida, Trypanosomatidae.